AAGGGUUAUUUUUCGUCGCCUGACACGUGUGUUCUUCUUCCCCAAAAGCUAUCUAAAAGCUACAGUAUUCGUCUCCAAGUAAAGCGAGCCGGGAGAAGAAGGGAAGAAGAUGAAGGUGAAGGAGAUAGCUCGAACUGCGAACGUUGCCUGGUCUCCUGCGACCAUGCAAGACGUACACAUCGCCUGUGGAACCGUCGCGCAGCAACUGGACGCCACAUUCAGUACAAGCGCAAGGCUGGAAGUGUUUUCGCUGGAUUUGGCGUCGUCUGGACUUGCCGUGCCACUGGCUGGAACUGUUGACUCACCUCUGAGGUUUCACAAGCUGGCCUGGUCGGCCCAUGGUCAGGAAGGGGUUAACGCGUGUGGGGUCAUAGCAGGUGGAUCUGACAAUGGAACUAUCACCCUCUGGGCCGCCGACAAAAUCAUCGGUGAUACAGAAGGGGCCCAGUUGAAACAAAUGAUCCACCAUACCGGUCCGGUCCGAACCAUCGACUUUAACCCUUUCCAGCCCAAUCUCCUCGCCUCCGGAGGCAACGACUCCGAAAUAUUCAUCUGGGACUUGAACAAUCCCGACAGCCCCAUGUCGCCCGGCAACAAGCUCCACCCACUGGAAGACAUUAGUGGCGUAGCCUGGAACAGACAGGUACAACACAUAAUUGCGUCUACUUCUCCCAGCGGAAAAUCUGUCUUAUGGGACUUGAGAAAAAACGAGCCAAUCAUUCAGGUGGCAGAUCCGAAUGCCAGGGUCCACUGCAAUGCCAUUAGCUGGCAUCCAGACGUUGCUACUCAGAUGGUUACUGCUUCUGGAGACGAUCGCAGCCCUGUCGUCCAGCUCUGGGACCUGAGGUUUGCCACCUCGCCAAUGAGAACUCUGGAGCGACACAAGAAAGGGAUCCUCUCCCUCGCCUGGUGCCCGCAGGACUCUGACCUCUUGCUCACCGCAGCAAAAGACAACCUCGUCUUGUGUUGGAAUCCUAACAGCGACAUCCCUGGAGGAGAAGUGGUGUACGAGCUACCGGCCACCUCUCAGUGGAUAUUUGAGGUUCACUGGUGUCCCAGAAACCCCUCCAUGAUCAGCACCGCCUCGUUCGAUGGUCAUGUGACCAUGUACUCCCUGUUAGGGGGCGGGGUUUCCGCUCAUGAGGAACCUGCUGAACAGCCACUUCAACAAUCAGACGAUCCAUUUGCAAACCUUGCACCAAAGCCUCGACAACAACCUGUCGAAACCACACCCCUCAAGAAGCCACCCAAGUGGUUCCGCAGACCUUGCGGAGCCAGAUUCUCCUUUGGUGGAAAACUGGUGUCAUUUCGUCACGACAAUUCUCGCUCCGUACGUGUCAGUCAGGUGGUGACUGAAGAAGCUCUAUUAGAACGUUCCUCGUCCUUGAAACGGCCGUCUCUGAACAAGAUUUCUCAAACUUUUGUUCCGAGAAAGCCUCUCGUUCAACCGAUACUUCGGAACAGAACAUCUGGAACUUUCUAAAGGUGACCUUUGAACCUGACACCCGCAGGCAGUAUCUCCGUCUCCUUGGUUACGACACGGAGGAACUAGAUCAAAAGCUGUCGAGAUUUCGGUCGGGCGCCAUAGCGACAGGAUCGGGGCCGGGGCCAAUUGAUCCCAGUGACCUUUCUCAGCGUCUCUCGUCUCUUCCUCUGGAAGGAGAGGGGGAGGAGGAGGGGGAGAGUGCGCCUAUAUUUGGAGCUUCAGAAGAUGAUACUGGAGGAGAUGGUGUGUUUGACAACAUCACCAACCAAACUCAGCCCCAUAAACCAACCUCUUCUCCCAAGAAGCCUCUUUCAAUUGUCACCACUGAUGAUGUCGAUGGAGCUCUAUCGAAGGCUUUGCUGGUCGGGAAUUUCGAGGCUGCCGUUGAUAUUUGCAUUGGACAUGGACGAAUGGCUGAAGCUAUGGUUCUGGCCAUCGCUGGAGGUGCAGAUCUCCUCCAAAAGACACAACAAACCCUCUUCCAACAGCAAGAAACACAAAUCAGUCGCUUGAUGUCAGCCAUUGUCAAUCGGGACUGGACACAGCUGGUGCGAGUCUGUUGCCUUGACAAUUGGCGAGAAGUUUUGGCCGCUCUCGUCACUUACGCUGGUCCCGAUGAGUUCUCUUCCCUCUGCGAUUUGCUGGGAGAGAGACUGGAGUGCGAGGACGAAGGUCGUUACCGUGACAAUGCCAACCUCUGCUACAUCUGCUCCGGGAACGUUGACAAAUUCGUGGAAUGCUGGAACAAGACGGCACGAGGUUCCCAAGUGAGUGCAGUGGCACUACAAGAUCUGAUGGAAAAGGUGGUGCUCCUCAAAAGAGCAGUGGAGAGAGAGAGGAAGCAACUGUCUUCGACUACCAGCUCUGUUGUUGCAGAAAAAUUCAGGGCCUAUGCUGGGAUAUUGGCAUCACAAGGCUCUCUGGCUACCGCACUGCGCUACCUGGAGUUGAGCGGGACGAGUGUAAGACAUUUCUGAGUGUUUUUCUAAUGCCACGUCAGUAGAGUUACUUCGUCCUGAAUUAUACAACAUUACAUCAUCACCAA
Molecule: messenger RNA, 2531 nt
Organism: Geodia barretti
Lineage: Eukaryota; Metazoa; Porifera; Demospongiae; Tetractinellida; Geodiidae
Source: the annotation of a GenBank genome assembly